GCUUGUUUGUCGCUCAGCACCAGAUCCCUUCUGCUGCUUGUCGCUGGGAGUCUUGUGCGCUCGACUGACGUCACCGUAAACCAUAACCAUGCAGACGAUGUGCGGCGGACUGGGCGAGGAGUUGCUGGCGGAUGAGAAAAUCCAAAGUAUUUGCGACGAGAUGAAGCCGCACGCAGAGCAAAAGGCAAAGAAGACCUACGAGGUCUUCACUGCCAAGCGCUACAAGCAGCAGGUUGUGGCUGGGACCAACUACUUCAUCAAGGUCCAUGUAGGAGGGGACGAUCACAUCCAUAUUCGUGUCUUUAAACCGCUCCCACAGCAAGGAGGACCUCAGCUGAGUGGUUUGCAGGAGUCCAAGGCUCACAGUGACCCCAUAGCGUACUUCUGAUACGACCACAUGCAAAAGUUUGUGUAAUGUCAUACCGUCUGUGCCUGUGUGUCACAUUCAGAUGUCAAUAUAGAACAAAUCUUGUCUCUUGGACCAUAAAAUACAUUGGCAAUAAUUUGGUGUUCAUUCGUACCCGUGACUUGUGGUUUAUGUCAGUGCUCUGCAAGACGAGAUUUGUACAUGUCAGCAGAGAGCGAGUCAAAUGAACUUUUUGUACAACAAAUGACUAAAUUACAUUUGAAAUAUUGGUCAAUAAAGAGAUCUGCGCUUC
Molecule: messenger RNA, 659 nt
Organism: Lampris incognitus (smalleye Pacific opah)
Lineage: Eukaryota; Metazoa; Chordata; Actinopteri; Lampriformes; Lampridae
Gene: cst14a.2
Product: cystatin 14a, tandem duplicate 2
Exons: 3
Coding region: 89-388 (99 amino acids)
Cellular component (GO): cytosol
Molecular function (GO): cysteine-type endopeptidase inhibitor activity
Source: RefSeq, a predicted model, not a curated record